AUGAACCAAACUCCCAAGCAAGUCCUGGACAUCGAAGAUGCUCUAGUGACAGAGGACAACCCGGCGCGCGACGACAAGUCGCUCGAUUAUGAACGCUGCGCGAGGCUGCAUAAUUACUUAGUCGCCUACGCCUGGAUGGCCCGUCACGACCAGCAAAUGCCCGAUCUCAACGAGCUAGCCAGCCAACGCUCCCGCUUAUUCGGUGAGGAUGAAGAGGCUCUUCGCGCGCGCCUAGUACCGUCUAUGAACUCGUUCCUAGACUCGAUCUACGUGCCUAGCGACAGCUUUUUUUACUGGGUGGACGGCAUAUCGAUGAUGUUCAUUGACGACGAGAUCUUUAUGGACGAAAAGAACGAGCUGGAAGACAAGGAACGAUUCUUCGUCAUCUAUGACACGGAAUGUAACCUAGGUCCGCAUAAUCUGGGCGUGGUUUACGAUCAGCAGCUCCACCGUGCGGCGUUUCCAAUGACAAUCUGGAAUACAGGUAGUUUGGAACCUAUCUCCGAGCAUGAGGAAAUGUGGUUCCCACUAGAAACCAUUCUGACACACUGGAUCUAUAUGAUCCGAAUUGGAAAGGUCACUGUGGAUUCGCCGGAGGGCGAAGCACCUCUGGAAGUAGCAAUGACCCGCUCGCAGAUCGGGCUAUGGUCGUGGCUUCCUUAUUGUGCUUUCCAGGUUGACAGCACCGUGGCUGCCAUGGAUCGGUACACCGCUGCAAUCGAAGCCAGAAUGCCUCCUGACUCGCUCUUGCCUGUCUCCCGAGAUACGCCGCUCUUUACCGAUGCAGAUUUGGAUGGAGCCUCUGUGCCAGAAGAAUGCUUCAUCCGCUCUCUCCUGACACGCAUGAAAACUCCACGGUUCAAGGCAAUUGCCCCGGGUCUAGAGGUUCCGCAUGAUGUUGCAGCCUUCGUAGCUCGCCAGCGGUUUACAGAUGUGGUUCGUCAUGAAGAGGCUUGGGUUCGUACGUCUCCCGCAGUCCUGAUAUUUGCUGCAAAGGAAGGCAACCAUCAAAUCAACUUCAGAGAUGAGAUCCGACACCUGUUCUUCGAGUUCGGUGACGAAAUCCCUUACACGGAUCAAGAUCUCAUUCCUGCCGGACUGUACAGUGAAUCGGUGUGCCGAACGGCGUCCGAUUCCGAAGAAGCAGGCUUUCGACUUGUGUUGCCAUUUGAGCUACGGCCUAGGGGUUUUUCUGACAAAGAGGGUGCGAUAAGGAGUGAUGGAUCCCCGGUCAGCUCAGGUUCUGUCGCAGAGCUCUUCCAGCAUGGUGGAUUCCAUCCAUUUGGAGGCGAACACCGGGCUCAGAGAUUAGAGCGACUGUUGGAUCGGUGGAGAGAACUGGUGGAAAGUGGUGUGUGGACGGUGGGAAAGGACGGGGUGGAGGGAGAGAUUACUCAAUUCCAAGACGCAGACCGCGAUGCUUGGAGGGAUUAUUUCAUUCCUCCUGACUGGUGA
This is a messenger RNA of Penicillium paradoxum, 1455 nucleotides long. RefSeq lists its product as uncharacterized. Bases 1 to 1455 code for a protein of 484 amino acids. The transcript has a single exon. The record is from RefSeq and is a predicted model, not a curated record. Lineage: Eukaryota; Fungi; Ascomycota; Eurotiomycetes; Eurotiales; Aspergillaceae.